Messenger RNA from Brachypodium distachyon (stiff brome), 3498 nucleotides. RefSeq lists its product as uncharacterized. Lineage: Eukaryota; Viridiplantae; Streptophyta; Magnoliopsida; Poales; Poaceae. The record is from RefSeq and is a predicted model, not a curated record. The coding region runs from base 90 to 3308 and encodes 1072 amino acids. The transcript has 9 exons.
CCUCUGCAAACAGCUGUCGGGAUAAUCACCUGGUAGCUCACAGCUAAUGAGGGGAACAAGUAAAACCCUAGCUAUCGCCCCGUCCUUCCAUGGCGCCGCCGCCGGGGUUCCUCGAGGUGCGGUGUGCGGGGUGCGGCGAGACUCUAGAGGUGGAGCACGGCCUCACGGAGUUCGGCUGCCCCGACUGUGGCAUGGCCCAGGCGCUCCCGCCGGAGCUCAUGCCGCCGCGCCCCCGCCGCGCGCUCCCGCUCCCCGGACGAGGCGCCCCCUACGCCGCGGCCACCGCGCCUGCGCGGGUCGCCUGUGGCGGGUGCGGAUCCGUGCUCAGCGUGCCGCACGGCCCCGGGCAAUUCGCCUGCCCGCUCUGCGGCACCGAGCUCGCGCCCUCCCCACUUGCCGCCGUUCCAGUCGUGGUGACACCCGCCGCUGUCCCAAUCUGCUCCACCUGGCCGGCGAAGCCCUCUGAGGUGCUAGAUGGGAUUUCAAGUCAAUCAGCUCGUUCUGGAACGGUUCAAAAGCCCAUUCAUUCAGAGCAGGUGCUGGAUGGGCCUUCAAGUCAAUCAGCUCGUGCAGGAACGGUUCAAAAGCCUAUUCAUUCAGAGCAGGUGCUGGAUGGGCCUUCAAGUCAGUCAGUUCGUGCAGGAACAGUUCAAAAGUCCGUUCAUUCAGAACAGACAUAUGCACAACGUCCCAAGCAUUAUUUUGGAGAGGAGUCCUUCAAUUCAUUCAGAGCUGACACAAGGACACAAAUUGCUGCAGUAAGGAGGCUACAAAAUGAGCCUCCUAAUCCUUCCAUCCAUAGGGAGGAGUCACAUAUCGAACCACUCCGGCCUGGCAAGAAGAAAUAUAGAUUUGUAGUUGGUCCAAAAUAUGGUCAAGCAGGAAACUUACAGGAGCAUCGUCCUAUUCAGGUCGUCCAUGCAUCGGAGGCACAAGGAAAGCCGUCAAAGUCUUCAGUUCAUACGAACCAGAUAGAAGGAGGAUUUCUCGAUGACGCGAUUACAGUGCACGACAAGCAGAAAACUAAACAUGUGGUUGUCCCUAGUGCUAUCGAGCAUGAGCAAUCCGGUCAAGCAGAAAACAUACAGGAAGAUUAUCAUAAUAUUCAGGUCCCAGAGGCACAAGGAAAGUCUUCAGUUCAUGCAAACCAGGUAGAAGGAGGAUUUCUCAAUGACGCGAUUACAGUGCACGACAAGCAGAAAACUAAACAUGUUGCUGUCCCUAGUGCUAUCGAGCAUGAGCAGAUAAGUUCUCUGCAUCAGGUUGUCGAUGAGCAUCAGGGAGGUGAAAUUCCUAGUGAUGUGGUUCACUUGGAGCAGGAUAAGGUGGACUUUUCAUGCGAGGCAUCAGAAAAAAAUAAAAAGAGCGCCCAAACUACUAAAGGAAAUCAGAAGAGGAGAAAUAAGAGUUUGAUGAAUGAUCCAAAAGAGUGGUGUCAUCUUAGACGUAGUAAGCGCCUGUCAAAGGGAUCACCAGACCGUAUUGAUACUGAGCCUAUCCAGAAGCGUGUUGCUUCCCCCAAUCAAAAUAAAUCAGAAGCUAAACAGAUUGAGAGUACCGUAGCUGAUCCAGACCCUAGUUCACCAACUCGGUACCGAUGUCCUCUAGCUGGCUCUAGUGAAUUGGAUAACAUAGAUGCCACUACACCACCUACUUUGAAUCAUGGCACGCUACAAACUAAGCAGUCCCCUCGCUGCUACAGUCAAAUGUACUCUCCGGAGACUGGGUGGGCACUUCCUAAUCCUAGCUCUAAUUCAUGGAAUGAGCAUGAGAGUCCUCAAAAAAGCUUUAAUGGGAUUGAUCUGCUUGAUAGAAGUGAUGAAGGAGUAUGUUCAAAUCCAUCUGAGGAUCAAAAUCAGUAUAUGGAUGGACAAGUAGCAGGAGCGGCUUGUAGUGGCCAGAACCACUCAGAGCAGGUGCGAUUCAAGUCUCACAGCAAGAACUUUGCAGAGAAUGGCAGGCAGAUAAACUUGGCUGCUUCAUGCAGCCGCCUUGCUGCCUUGUUGCCGGUUCCUGGUGCCUCUACUUUGCCCACCAUCGCCUUGCUUUCUUCAGUUGAAGAGCUACCUUGCAGCAGUCCAACAACGCCGCACCGCCAACCACAGCCUGCCAUCUACUCCCAGGAUGCACAGUGUGGCGAUAUGCUAUCAGGAUCUCUUACUGAGUCAUCAAAAAAGCGCAGGGGGCGCCGCCCUGCAGUUCUAAUGGAACCACGCAAAGAAGCUGAUAGGCCUGUGUUGACACCCAAUGGUACACACAACUGGAGUGUGCAACCGCCAUGUCCUAAGGUAUCAAAUACCCUGUCCCUUCUUAUCAAGCAGAACUAUCCUGGAACCUAUGUAUCAGUGGAUACCGAUGGAAAACCCUGUGAGCUUGUGGUUCACUAUUGGCACCAAUAUUCUUCAGCCGUAAAGGCUACUGUGUUGGAUGAAUUCCUUAAACGAUACAAGUGGCCCCCUGCCCAGGAAGAGGAGUGCCAAAAGAUCUUUGACCGCAGAGCAGUUAGACAAUUAGUUAACCUCUUUUGCUACGAGAAGCAAAGGGUUAGAGAGGAGUUGGCAGCAAAAAAUUCCAAAAGAACUUCUAAAGUCGGUGGGGCCAGUGGUGAAAUGGCAUUAGCAACUGGAGAUGAAUUCGUUGUGUUGAUUGAGCCCGAUGAUCCGCAAAAUUGGAAACCAUUUGUUCCUGAUUGGAUGCAACCCACAUGGUGGGAAAUGUUGUGUGACCAUUGGGCCAAAGACGAAUUUAUGAAGGUGUCUUACCAAAAAAGAAAGAAUCGUAAUGCAGGAAACCACCCCUGUAAUACUGCAGGCUCGCGAAGCAUAGCAAUACAUCAGGACCUUAUGGAUACCAAGUAUCAACAUACUGAGAAGGCCAGGGAUACUCUGCGAGACCUCCAUCCUGUGCAGGAGCAGGUGGGGAGCUCGAAGCGUGGGAUGUACUACGAUACUCCUGUUGUCAGCAAGAAGGCCCAGAUUGAUUCAUCGUCAAAAUCCUCCCCAGAUUGUUUCAGCAAACAGGUACAACAUCCAAAGUUCACACAGGAACAGGUGCAGCAGAUGAUUCAUCAAGCUCUAGAAGGACUGAAUAAAACUUGGGAGAAGAAGUUUCUGUCCUUGGAGCAAAACAUACGCAGAACAUCGUCCUCGUCACACAUGGUUCCCGUCAGUGCUAAGGGGUCAGUGGUGGCUGUUACGCGGGACAAGGAAUGCCAGCUUGCACGCCAGGAUACGUUAGAUUCGGUGGAGGCAGAGGAAGAUCCAGCUGCUAGAGACGAAGACGAGGACCAGGAUGAUCAUUGGAGUUGAGCCAGCGUAGUACUAGUUUGCUGUGGCUAUUCAAAGUUCAACCCCCCCAGAACAGGUGCAUUUUAUUUGCACGGGAGCAGAAGCAAGCAGCCCUGCAUGUAGUAGAUCAGGGAGGGUGUAACUGUAAAUCAUGUGUACAUAUUGCAACUGAACCCUGUUCUCUGUAGUGUCUUCUCGUGCCUUCAUUCCA